This is a messenger RNA of Nothobranchius furzeri (turquoise killifish), 1602 nucleotides long. RefSeq names its product urea transporter 1. The record is from RefSeq and is a predicted model, not a curated record. Gene Ontology annotation, molecular function: urea transmembrane transporter activity. Gene Ontology annotation, biological process: urea transmembrane transport. Lineage: Eukaryota; Metazoa; Chordata; Actinopteri; Cyprinodontiformes; Nothobranchiidae. Gene Ontology annotation, cellular component: membrane.
CAUAGAGAAAACAACAAGACUGAUCUUGCUCCCUCCAACCACAGCUGAUGUUGUUGAACUUUGUUCUUCUCUGGCACAGGAGGAGUGAAUACAUUACCCACCGGUUUACACUUCAGCAGAGAGGGAAGACGAGGAGAAGGGAUGAUGCACAAGGGGGAAUCGGCAACGGAACAAACCCAGUGAGGAAGGAAACAAACUUUCCUGGAUUAGAACAAGAUAACUAUAUUGGAGACACCCAGCAGCUGCUGGUAUGUGGAUGGAAACCAAACUGGAAGUGGAAGUCAGCGGGAGUCAUGUCGGAUCCAGUCGGCGUGUGUUGGACGGUCUGAUCACUGGAGACAUGGAGCGCUUGGAUAAGUUCAUGCAGGACAGGGGGUUUGUGCUGCAGCUGCCUGUGUGGGUGCUGAGGGGGGUGAGCAGGGUGAUUCUGGCCAACAACCCGCUGAGCGGGGCUGUCAUCCUGUCUGCUCUGUACUGGGCUUCUCCCUGGCAGGGCCUGCUGGGAACUCUGGGUGUACUGGCCUCAACUCUUACAGCUGUCAUCAUGGGACAGUACAGGUCCGAUGUCUCAGGAGGACUUCAUGGUUUCAAUGGCAUGUUGGUGUCUCUGCUGAUGGGUGUGUUCAGCUCAGCUGGAGACUGGUACUGGUGGCUGCUGCUGCCCGUCUGUCUGGGGUCAGCCACAUGUGUCUUCCUGUCCAGUGGACUCUCCUCCUUCCUGGACCGCUGGGACCUGCCUGCAUCUGUGUUUCCCUUUAACACCGUCAUCCUCCUCUACCUGCUGUGUACUGGAUCAAAUAACCCCUACUUCCCCCACCACCCAGCUGUACCAGGAGCAACAGGCCUCAACAACACAGAGCUUGUUGCUCUACAGGUGAUCCAAGGCAUCCCUCUUGGUGUGGGUCAGAUUUAUGCAUGUGGAGAUCUUGGCCCAUCACUACUCAUCCUGGGGGCCGUGGUUCUUUACUCCCCACUGCUGGCUGUCCACGCUCUGCUGGGAUCGGCAAUCGGAAUAUUAGCUGGGUUAUCAGUGGCGGUGCAUCAUGAGUCACUGUACUCGGGUCUGUCGGGGUUUAACGGAGCUCUGGGCUGCAUGCUGGUUGGAGGACUCUUCUUCACCUUCAGCUGGAGGACUCUUCUCUUUGCUAUUGCUAGCGCUUUCCUCUCUGCGUACGCUGACAUCGCCCUGAAAAACUGGCUGGGAACCGUGGGUCUCCCAGCAUGCAGUUGGGGGGCUACUUCAGUAAGCACGCUCAUGCUGCUGCUCAGUGGCAGUUUGGAGACAUACCGCAUCCCCACUGGUCAAGUCAAGGCUCCUGAACUCAACCUGCGUACUCGCAGCCAAUGGCAAGCCGGAAAAACGGAAGAGAGGAAGAGCACUGACGUGUAGAGACAAGAUGGUUCUUACAUCAUGUUUUGUGUCAUGAACCAUUUUCAAUGUAUUUUUAUUGUAAACCCCAAAAAGUGAAAAAAAGUAAAAUAAAUAAAAAAAACUAUGAAAAACUGUCCUUUCAUAGUUUGUCCACAGGAAUGCAGUGUAGUAGUAGUAAAUGUACUCUGUUAUUGUUAUAUUCAAGUAGUAAUGUUUGUUGGGUGUGUUGA